Molecule: messenger RNA, 1804 nt
Organism: Xenia sp. Carnegie-2017
Lineage: Eukaryota; Metazoa; Cnidaria; Anthozoa; Malacalcyonacea; Xeniidae
Exons: 8
Coding region: 59-1573 (504 amino acids)
Biological process (GO): transmembrane transport
Cellular component (GO): plasma membrane
Molecular function (GO): water channel activity
Source: RefSeq, a predicted model, not a curated record
CUAAUAGAAGGCUCUGUUGAUAACCACUGAGUUCAUUAGCUCCGGUAAUUUGAACAAAAUGGAAGACCACCGUUUUACCAUCGAGGAACAACCACCAAGAUCACAAUUUGAAUCGUCUUUAAUUUUCAAAUACAUCCGACCAUGUAUUGCCGAGAUGUUUGGCACUAUACUCAUAGUCUAUACUGAUAUAUGUCUUGGAUGGGACAAUACUUUUGCACAUGGUUACUUGAUGUUUGCGUUAAUCGCUGCAACUUCUUCUGUCAGCGGUGGUUGUUUUAAUCCAGUAGUAACUCUGGCGCUAACAAUCUUUCGUGGUAUACAACCAGUACUUGCACUGUUGUUUAUUAUAUCUCAAAUUUUGGGAGGAAUAAUUGGCGCAGCUUUAGCCCAAGUAGCGAUGAGCUCUGCGGACUACAAACUAAACUUUGGGGGUGUUCGUACCCUAGGGGGUGCUCAUGCCCUAUACCCUUAUCGCACCCCAAAGACUGAGAUCAGUCCAGGUCAAGGCAUUUUGGCUGAAGCCUUAGCGACCUCCAUUUUGGUACUCGUAGUGUUGAUGGUUUUAUUAGAUGAGAGAAACAAGAGUAAACUCGCUCCUCUCGCCAUUGGUUUGUCAGUUGUAGGCGGAAUUGCAGCAAAUCGGUGGAUUACCGGAGGUUCCAUGAAUCCUGUGCGAAGUUUUGGUGCAGCAGUUGUGAAAAAUUAUUGGAAACAUCAUUAUGUCUACUGGGUUGGUCCGUUUCUUGGUGGCAUGUUAUCAACUUUGAUGUAUGGCUUUGUCUUGGCUUCACCAAACCAACUAUGGCUAGUUUGCAUGAACAAAAUGGAGGAAGACAACCGCUUUAACAUCGAGGAGCAACCGUCCAAGUUGCGAGUUUACUCGACUUUGUUUUUUAAAUUCAUACGGCCAUGUGUAGCCGAGCUGUUUGGUACAACAAUUUUUGUUUUUGCAGAUCUUGGUGGUAUGAACUACAUCAGUAGCACUGCCUUUACACAUGGUCUUAUAUUAUUUGUGUUAAUCGCUGGAACUGCUACCGUCAGUGGUGGUCAUUUUAAUCCGGCAGUAACUCUGGCACUUACAAUCGUUCGUGGUUUACAACCAGUACUUGCACCGUUGUAUAUUUUAUCUCAGCUUUUGGGAGGAAUUAUCGGCGCAGGUUUAGCACGAGCAGCGAUGAGCUCUGAGCAAUAUACAAAAACCUUUGGUGGUGUGCACAUGCUUGGAGCUGAUAUCAAUCCAGGUCAAGGCAUUUUGGCUGAAGCCUUAGCGACCUCCCUCCUGGUGUUUGUCGUGUUGAUGGUCGCAUUUGAUGAGAGAAACAAGAGCGAGUUUGCUCCUCUUGCCAUUGGCUUUACAGUUACAGGCGGAAUUUUGGCAAUUGGGGUCAUUUCAGGAGGUUCCAUGAAUCCUGCACGAAGUUUUGGUCCUGCAGUUGUGAAAAAUUAUUGGAAACAUCACUAUGUCUACUGGGUUGGUCCGUUUCUUGGUAGCAUAUUAUCAACUUUGAUGUAUGGUUUUGUCUUUGCAACACCGAGCCAGCUUUGGCUACCAUUAAGGGAGCCAAUUACAUGAGAUGCUUUUAGAAAAAUGACAAAUAAACCAAGCUGACAAGCUCUCUUUAAUUUUCAUUUCUUCCAAGAUUUUUAAAUUUUUUAUCAUCUUGAGGGUAUAGAGCAAGUGUAGAAAAACAUUUAGACAUCGAAACAUUGGAGAUUGGAUUAGUUUAGAAAUAUAAACCAACAAGAAAUUUUUCUGUAUAAGAUAGUGAUGUUUUAAGUAAGUAAACAACAUACAAAUGCUGAA